AGGCACCAUCGAUUAAAUAUCUUUAAUCGUAGGAUUCUGCUAACUGUUACUUUCUCUCCGAAUUGCAUAGAAUUUCAGAUAUCUGAUUCCGUCAAGCGGUGGAGAAGAGAGAACACCGAGGAACGGAGAGAGAGAGAGAGAGAGAGCGCGGGGCCAUGGAAACUGCCAUAUGCGGUCGAGUCCCUCUUUCAACCAACCAUGUCUUCAACCCUACAAAACCCGGGGAUAAGUACACUGUUUGCAAGCAAUGCAAGAACCGGAUUAUUUUGAUGACAGUAUCGGCCGCUGGGCUUGGGAAAGGUGGCGGCUUAUUGGAGAAGCCUACCGUUGAGAAGACGACGCCUGGCCGUGAGUCCGAGUUUGACUUGAGAAAAUCAAGGAAAAUGGCCCCACCUUACCGUGUUUUGCUGCACAAUGACAACUUCAACAAGCGGGAGUAUGUUGUCCAAGUGUUAAUGAAGGUCAUUCCUGGAAUGACCCUUGACAAUGCAGUUAACAUCAUGCAAGAGGCGCAUUUUAAUGGCCUGGCAGUGGUAAUCAUCUGUGCUCAAGCUGAUGCUGAAGAGCACUGCAUGCAAUUGAGAGGUAAUGGCCUUUUGAGUUCAAUUGAGCCUGCCAGUGGCGGGUGCGAAUAGUUUCAUAUUUUUAGAAAAAGAAAUGCAUGUCUUUGGCAACAGUUUUAAUCCGUUUCUAGUAAGGGAAUUCUGUUUAAAUGUACAUAAACUCAAAAAGUCCAUAUGAAGAUGAACCUUUGUUGUGUUUGCCAUGUUAAAACACCUCUACUUCUAUA
Molecule: messenger RNA, 790 nt
Organism: Juglans microcarpa x Juglans regia
Lineage: Eukaryota; Viridiplantae; Streptophyta; Magnoliopsida; Fagales; Juglandaceae
Product: ATP-dependent Clp protease adapter protein CLPS1, chloroplastic-like
Exons: 3
Coding region: 156-635 (159 amino acids)
Biological process (GO): protein catabolic process; proteolysis
Source: RefSeq, a predicted model, not a curated record